This is a messenger RNA of Papilio polytes (common Mormon), 5348 nucleotides long. It is a transcript of the gene heca, whose product is annotated as headcase protein. The transcript has 5 exons. NCBI's taxonomy places the organism in Eukaryota, Metazoa, Arthropoda, Insecta, Lepidoptera, Papilionidae. The record is from RefSeq and is a predicted model, not a curated record. The annotation marks the transcript as partial.
AACUCCAAACCAGAAAUCGUUUCAGAUAGAGUUAGAGCCGGCGCUGGCGCAAAUGGCAUAUUCUCCAGGCGACUUGAUUUUUCAACCUUCAAUCUUUUGCCGAAGCAUAAAGUCAACUCUUAUCAAAUUAAGAUCGAGGACGAAGGCAACCACGGCAACGAUGACACGCGUCUGUUCAUCCUGUCGACGCUGGCGGGGCAGCACAGGCCGCGCGUCUCGUGCGCGCUCUGCAAGGACACUCUGGAUGUCUUCGACCGCUACCCGCUCGUUGACGGAACCUUCUUUCUAAGUCCACGACAACAUACCAGUAGCGCCGUUGAGGUGAAAGUGGAGGGGCGGACGCAGUACCUGACGUGCGUUUGCAUGGGCUGCCUGGAGCGCUGCGAGCCCGAACGCACCAUCCGCUGCCGCUUCUGCGGACAGAAGUGGGACGGUUCGUCACUCGUGCUCGGCACCAUGUACUCCUAUGACAUUUUCAUGGCGACCCCUUGUUGCGCUGAGCGAUUGAAGUGCAACACGUGCUACAAGCCUCUGCUGCACCCGCACCAGCGCCUCAACUACUCCGACUACUCGCACCCAGUGACAUGCCCGCACUGCCGCGUGCUCGACGCGCACUUCGUCAAGCCGCUCGGCUAUUGUUUCACGAAACGGGCCUUCCCGCUCUUCCAGCAGUGGCCAUAACAGACGGCGGUGCCGGGGACCUCCCCCGGCACCUCCCCUGAAACCUGGCUCGCGCCCUCGCCGCCGCGUCGUGCAUCGCCGCCCGCGCUGCGCCCCGUCGUUAACACAAGCAUGGCCUCACGCCCCGAGUCCGAUGAGUCGAAGUACCUCGCGCCCGCGCUGGCAAGCAUUACGGAGUCGCUGUCGCUGCUCGGCCUGAGCCCGGAGACGCUCGCUAUCAGCGUUGGAGAGUCGCUGGCGGAGCGUUACCUGGCCACGAUCCGCGCUAAGCCGCCGGCUGCGCCCGCCCCGGUAGUCCCGCUGGCCCCGCUGGUGCCCGCUACGUGCGCGCCCCCGCGCCGCGGCGUGCCCGACCCCGCGCACCUGCAGCUCUUCUCCAACGACUUUAUGGAAUACCUGAACCAGAUCGCGUAGGCGAGCGGCGAGUGAUGUGUUAAUGGACUACUUUCUAGUGAUAAUUUUUUGUUAAAUUAAGUUGGUCUUAUUGAAAUAAUUUUAUGCAUCGGUUUAGAGAGUACUAUUGAUUUUAUUAUAAUUUUAUUAUUGCACUUUGUUGAUUAAAUAAGGUAGAUGUUGAUUUUUAUCUGAAAUUAGCGGUUAGUGGCGCCAGAAAUUGCAUUUUUGUGUCAUUCAUUUCGAUUGAACCAUAUCGGGAGUUUUCCUUUUGAAGGAGAUAAAGGGGAGUUUUUUUUUUAUAAAUUAUUGAUUACCUUCGUUUUCAGUGAUAUCGAUCGCCCUAUCUGAUAGGGAAUUUGAGUGGUGUGUUGUUUAGUUCAAUUUAGUUUAUUAGUUAUGUUUUAUUUUAGCAAAAUUUUUAACUUUUUAACUUAAGUGUUACAAUAUUUUCGUAGGUUUCGUACGAUCCUUUAUUUCCUCCCACCAAAUGGCACUUCAACCAGGAGGCGACAUCUACUUGUGUAAGAUGCCAUCUUAGGUUAUAUUCUUUAAUCACUUUUUCGUUUAUGUAAUAUUGUAAUUUGUCACUUAAUUACGGUAAAGGUUUAUAAUUGUAAGCGAUUGCUGUGUCACCAAUAAUAUGAUUAGCUUGUCAAUACAUAUUAUUGUAAGUUGUAUCCGAAGAUAAUUGAUAUUGUCAGAUAUUGUCAGACAUUGUCAUACUAUCUGAUACUGUUGUCUUUAUUUUGCAUUUUCCUUUCAAAUAUGUUCUUCAAUGGUUAACGGAAAUCUAGAAAAAAUGCAAGUUUUGGAAUUGUGCCAUAUCAAUUAAAAUUUACCCGGGUAGACGAUUUUCCUUUAACCAUUGAAGCUGUGUUUAAUGUAACUUUACCAAUAGAAUUUAUAAUUUUGUUACAUAUGACUGGCCUCGGCUAUUUUUAAGGUAAGAUAUUCUUACAUUGAAUAUGUAUUUAUUUUUAAACGCUUUACCAUAAAACUGAUAUAGUUAAGCGUGCACUUCUCUUAUAUUUAAAGAAUGAAUUAGAUAAGUUUUUUGAUACAAUUUGAUACUUAUUACUUACUCGCAACGUGAUUACAAGUGAUAAAAUUCUAGUUUAGAGCGUGUUUAGGGAUAAGCGAUCAAAGUGGUGCGGAUAGGUAGGCGUUGGAACAUGUUCGCGAACGUGUUCGGGUGACAGGAGUCGGAGUUAGGCAAUAAUUCUCUCAAGACUUAACACUUUUUAGAUGAAAUUUUUUGCAUUGGUCCUAAAGAAAAAAGAAUUAAAACUGCCAUUUACCAUUUUUUUUACUUAAUUAAUUUUUCAUAAAACUUAUUCUACGGAUUUUAAUGCGCACAAUUUGAACAAAUUUAAAUGUACAUAUUUUUAUAUGCUAAAAAAAAAGGGCGAAGACCAGUGAUUACUUUUUACGUUUGUAUACUUAAAUUUGUUUAAAUCAAUCGUCAUUUAAAUCAGUAAAAUCAGUUUUAUUCGAAUUGUUUGCGUAAAUAUAGGAAAUCAUUAACGUAAAUGUCUAAGAUCGGUCUAACAUACUAAGACCUCUUGACUCUUGACUGAAUCAUAAAUUGCAUAGAUCUAACUCGACUGGUUAAGGUUAGGAGUUAGGGAUACAGGGCAUGCAUACCUCCUUUGUCACAUGCUCCAUUUCCCCCUCCUCUCAUGUCAGUCGCAGUUAACCAUCGACAUGUCAUUCGUCAUUACGCUAUCAUCCGCAUCACAGCACCUCAUUCACCAUCUUUGUCAUUUGGCACUGUUUGAGUGGGAGUCGAACUGGCUAACAAUGGUUUAAAUUAAAAAGAAAAUAUAACUAUACUAAUCAUGAUCGAAUUUCAAAGGUUUAAUAAAUUAUAAGAGAAAUAAAACAAAAUUAAUCUACAAAAAAGUAUAUCCAAACAUUUACAAAGAGAGUUGUAAAUUAUAUUAUGUAAAUAAAAGAUUAUGGUGUACCAUUUACAAUAAAACCAUGAUAGCCAGUUCGUCAAGUAUGGUUGUAGUAACCCUUAUAAAUAUUUUUAUUAAUAUCCUUUGCUUAAAAAUAACUUUAAGAAUGAUACAAUUAUAUAGAAAUCUAGCUAUAUCAUAGCACGGCAUACCCCUAUUGUAAAUACGCAGUUAACAAACAGACGCUUACCUAAAAGUUGAAAAUUAACGAAGAUAUAUUAUUGCAUAUUUCUAGAUUAGCCGUAAAUCGAUAGUACAUAAUUUCAACAAUAUCAAAGAUUACCCUAAUUAUUUUAAAAAAAGAAAUCCCGCCAAAUUGUAAUGACGUUUCAUAUGUUAAUCAAUUUUAAUUUUAUCGGAGUUUGCUCGUUCGUAAAUAGAAUUAUAUUUAAAAAAAAGUUUAAUGUAUAUAUGUGCAUUUAAUUAAAUGUAUGUAAACAAAGUAUUUGAGAAAAUUAAACGAGCUGUUGUUGGUAUAUUUAGGAAAAUAUUAAAAAAAAAGAACCAGAUCAUCUGAUGGUGGCCAUGUACAAAUGUGUAAGUGAAACGACAUUACAAUUCGGCAAUUUAGACAAAACACAUAUUAUAGAGACAUAAUUGUUUAAUAGUCAAAUACAGAGUGAAAUAUGUAGACAUAAGGCGUUUACAUUAGCCCUUGUAAAAUAUCAGGUCGAUGACCUUCCCCCUCCGGUACAAAUUCGAGUAUAUUCGGUAACCUUUAAAAAUUAUAUAUCGAUCCUCUAAAGUGGUUACAUUUGAUUACAUGAAAUCAAUACCUCUUUAGAUACUAAAAAUAGAUAUACUGGCACAAGAUUGCUAUAGUAUUCUUUAAGUCCUUGUCUUAAAUUUUAUCGUAUAUUUGUAAGUUUACAUUCAUGGAUUCAAAACUAUUGUUUGUAUUCGCCUAUUCAGCGAGUAACUUGACAAACCAGUGUUGAUACAAUUUUCAGUCUGCUUAGACAAGGAAAUCUCCGGUAAUACACAUAGGUUAAAAUCCCAUUUGACAGAAACAGUAGUUCUACAAACUAUAGGACUCAAAGGUUGUAAAAAUUCGACAAUUUUUUCGUCGUUCAUAAAACAAUAGAUAUGUCCUCUGAACUCAGGCACUAUCGUUGUUAAGGGUGAAGCGAAAUUAUUAACUCGUCAAGAGAAUUGCGCCAUGGGAAAGAUUGAAAAACACUGGCCUAAAUAGAGGCUAACAGAUAUCACGCUUCAAACGGUUUGUCAAGGUACAUUUCUUCCAGUUUCGUUACCUAAUUUUCUAAUUCAAUAGUCUCCUAUGCACAAUGGGUUACGUAGAUUCUAGACGGGAUCUUAUCCCACAACAGUUCUUAUUUAUUCCCCAAAGUCUACUAUGCAAUUAUAUACGAAUGUGUUUGAUUCUUCAUAUUUUAACCACUGAGUUGUUUGUUCAGUUUUAAAUGUAAUUACACGAACGUUGCCAACUUCUUAGUUUAUUUGCACAUAAUUUGUUAAAUUUUGUAUUUAAUAACAAUUUAUUUAGACGCCAACGUUCGAAUUACGUGUUGAAUUAAUAUGGUGUUAUUUAGUGAAUUGCUUAAAAGUACAAAGAAACAAUUUGUUACUUUUGCAAAUUUUAUAAUAAAAAAAAAUAAAUAAAACAAUAAAAUACAUAUAAAAAAGUAACACUGAUCUAGGUAAUCUUUACAAAAUAGUCGCUGUAAAUCCUAAACAUAAUCCUCGAACGUUUCUCCUAAACUAAGUUUUAUUGCUUUUAAAAUAAAUUUUGUCUUUCGUUGAUACAUUUAGGAGCGAAAAUUGUUAAUUAUUGUAAGAAUAAACUAUAUCUCGUAUUUAAUUUUAAUAUAUUUACUUUAUAUUGUAUCUUUAAUUACUAUUAGUGUACUAGGAUCGCAGAUAACGUAGGAUCAUCAAGCAUAAUCGGUUUUUCUAUCGCUAAGUGUAGGGACGACCUUUUUUCCACUACUUCCUCUAUUAGAAUUGUAGUGUUUUCUUUAAUAAUAAUGUGUGAAUGGGAUGUGUGAGUGUUGUCUCAACUUCGAUCAUCGUGCAUACUUUUCAUGUAUUACUUAUUGCUCGUACUCGUUUAAGCGAGAUAUUUUUAUAUAAUAUCGUGUAUGUUCUGGUCAUAGGCGCGAAGCGACGCGACGCGUAUAGUUACGUCAAAAUAUGUUCUUCCUUUUACAUCGUGAAGUAUGAAUAAUUUGACCUUAACGCUCUAAACUUCGUACAUUACCAGGAGCAGUGGAUUUUCUUUUUAAUUCACAGAUUAAAACGACGACAAUUUAUGGUGAACUUAUAUUAACAUUUGCAAUUGAAUUAUCUAUU